Molecule: messenger RNA, 3819 nt
Organism: Lytechinus pictus (painted urchin)
Lineage: Eukaryota; Metazoa; Echinodermata; Echinoidea; Temnopleuroida; Toxopneustidae
Product: adipolin-like
Exons: 7
Coding region: 336-860 (174 amino acids)
Molecular function (GO): hormone activity
Source: RefSeq, a predicted model, not a curated record
CAGAUGAUCCACCUCGCAAAGUCGACCCCGAAGGAAGUUGGUUGUCGUUCGUUCGCCAUUCAUCGAGGGCAUCGGGAUCCUCAACGUCGACAUCGUCAUCGACAUCAUCGAAAAAGAAAUGCGAGAAGAAAAAUAAAGACAAAAAGAAUUCAAGAAGAUUGCCAGUAGCUGAGGGGCCCGCUGGACCGCCCGGGCCUCAGGGCCCUGUCGGCCCACCUGGGGCACAGAUCACAAAGCAGGAACUACUUACAGAAUUUAGAACAUUGAUAAGAGAAGCGGCAGAAAGACGAGCGCAGAUUAUUAUUGGAGAAAAGUGUCCGAGUUGUCUUCUCAACAUGACGGAAGGAACAGAGUUACAUCUUCCGAAUCUCGAAGAACUCGAGCUCCUUCCAACCCUUCCCAUCGCUUUCCAUUGUAAACUCAGUAGGGACCUUGACAUUCCCGGGAAAAGUCUAAUUGAAGUCGUCAAUUUUAGAACGCCGAUAGAUACCGGGUCAUUUCAGCGAGGGCGAGGGUUGGAUGUCCGCUCAGGUAGAUUCACAGCCCCUCGCACAGCCAUAUACCAACUCUCUGCAAACCUUCACAUAGGCCAGCGGCUCUCCGACGUCAAAUCAAGAGAGCUCAAGCCGCGAGAUAAUGUCCGAAUUCUCAUCUGUAUCAACUCCAUGUGCCAGAGACACACGUCAUUAGAGUUUGUAUCAGGCAUGGAGAGUAACAGUCGAGUAUUCACCGUGGCAGUAUCUGGUCUCCUUCAAAUAGAGGAGGGACAAUACGCGUCAGUGUACAUCGACAAUAGUUCAGGUCGAAGAAUUGAGAUCCAAGUUGGAUCGGACUAUAGCGGAGUCUUGAUGGGAGUCUAAUCGGUCUAGAGCUUCCUUCAAAAUUAAGAUGUUUUGAAAUUGACAAAUUUGAAAUUGAAAUUGAACAACUGCAGCGGCAACAACAAUAACCCAUUAUCAUGAUUGAUAGCGGAUGAACAUGAGACUAUCAGUCGAUGUUGGACGUCCUUUCACUGUGGUAGAAGUUUUAUAAAAAAGGAAAUUGGGAGAUUGUUAUCAAGUUUGAGUUCUAAUCAUUGAUUUUAUAUUUUAGAGAUAAACCAUCGAAUUUCCUUGAACCUUUACUCCGACCAAAAACAAGAAAAUCCAGCUCAUCUCAGAAGACGAUAUUUUAAUGAUCAGCUAUGACAAGCGGCCAACCCACGUAAAGGACAAAUGUGAUAUUUUGAAGCAGAGAAAUCUUUAUUUACUUCUACGUUUUUUUUUUCAAAUUUGGAUGUGAAAGGAAAAUAAUGCAACUUAUUCAUGUGAGCAACGUCAUAAAGGCCUUGCCUAUACAUCAUAUCACAUUCGAAAAGAGUGAAAUGGAUUACUGCCAUCAUGUAGACAUUGCUGUUAUCAUUUUGGUUUCGAGUCGGUUCGAAUGGGAACUAACCGGUUGUCAAGUUUCAUCCGAGACCGAUGAAUGUGGAUUGACUCCAUACAUUGCCGAACAAGGUCCGGCGAUCGGGCCGAUACUAUCCAAGAUGUGAUCGGUUUGGAACCUAUACUCUUUAGUUCUGGCAUAUUAUUGUCUGCUUCUUGGAUUCAGGCCGACACAAACUUAUCACGUGAUUCUCAAUCGAUAGCAUUUAUCGAUGGCAUGUAGCCUUCCUACUCAAAAUCACGUGAUUUCUGAUGGAGUCUUAAAACUAAAUUGAGAGGCGACCCUGUCAAAUAUUGAGUGACAAUUUUAAUACCUUACUAAUGAGUUUGUUUCUUUACAAAAUAUCAUAACUUGUAUGAGUUGCUACAUCGAAUAUUGAGUAAAACAAAAUAUUAAUUUAGUUAAUCAAACCACUGAAGGGUCUUAAUCAUUAUCACAAUGCAUGCUAGUUUGCACGGUGUAAAGUGCAACGCUUAUCUCGACAACAUUUUGCUUAUGUGUUUUUAUAAACUAUUCCUCUACUCAUAAGCUUAAAGAAUAUGAUUUAGCUGUUUAACGAGAAGUAUUUUAUGUAUUCCAAAGGUAAAACUUGUCCCCCAUACCCAUAACCAGUUACCUGUGUAACAUCGCCGAGAAUUUUUGUUGUGUUCGUACAGAAAUUCACUCAUCGUGGAUGGGAAUACUCUAUAAAAACACGCUCUAGGUUAAAAUGCUUGAUAUGAUAUUUCGUAAUGUUAUGUUGUUGUUUCAUCAAAAGUAAUUCAUUUUAGUGGCGAAUAGACAUGUGGUCAUUUGUGAUGUUUAGAGAAUCUCACGAUAUCUUCUUAUUCAUUAUUCAAAAAUUGAAAUAACUUGAAAAAAAAUCAUUAUAACGAGCCUCAAUUAGAAGAUGGUAAUAGAUGAUUACAAAUAUAAUUACUUUUACAAUUGGAAAAAAAAUUAAAUAAAUUGCACAUCGUUGACGAAAACGUGUUUUUAUUCCACUUUGCAUCAUUUUAUCUGAUUCCAAGACGAUCGAGUCGCAAAAUCAUCUUUACAUUACUAAUUAUAGAUAUUUAAAAAAAAAUUCCACAACGUUGGGUGCGAUAUGGAAUUUUGUUUGUAUUCAGGACAAUAAUGACCAAUCAAUCGAUUUAUGUAAGAUAUAAUUAUUAUAUGAUAUCAUGAUAUUAUCAUGUGAUUGAAGUUUGUGUAUAGAACUAUCAUUGUAUAAAAUUAAAAUUGUACACAGAUGCAUUAUGGGUAGGGAAGUGACGUAUCAAUGGCAGUUGUUAUGUGUAUUUAUCGUUCAAGAUAUUGAAAUCUUCGUCAUGUACCAUGUCUCUAUGUAAUAUAACUUAUUGUGAACUGUAUAUUCCUUAUUUAUAUUUAAAAAUAUGUACAUUUUAGACUGUGUAUCAAGAAUAUUGCAAGAUGUCUAGAUAUUCAUUUUAUGAUCAAAACAAUAUGUUGUAGAAGUUUUUGGAUGUAUAUCACAUUUUAAUGGUUAUGAAGAUAUUCUUGUAUUUUGUUAAUUAAAUCAACAUUUGACUGGAAGUGAUAUUGAUUUUCAUAAGACUUCGUCCGAGUUUCUUCUAGAUUUCUCGUAAAAUAAAAUGAAAUCAAAUUAAAGAUUUUAAUAUGUUUUAACAAAGUUGAAAUCUUUACAUGUACAACAUUCGAAAAUGUAUUAUGGAAAAAAUCUGGAAAAAAAGGAAUUUCCUUGGAGUUUCAGUACAUGGUCUUCGAGAAAACGUAGAGGAACUUUUUCUUUUCAUAUCGAUAAAUAUUUUUAGAUAAAAAAGAAUGUACCGCCACAAACAGAUUUUCUGUCAACUGUUAAUAUUAUAAUUUAUCUUAAAUAACGAUCCAUAUUGGAUGACUUCCGAGAAAAUAUUUCAAUGAAAGGAAUCAAACUUUUCUGAACUAAAUUUUAUAUCUUAUAUAUAUGAGCAGAUUGUUUUGACUAUCUAAUGUCAAGAAAUUUGUUUUCUUUCACUUUACCAGUGAAUGAUGUAGUAUUUCGCAUGGUGCUCGACCCUUGUUUAUUAACUCUUCAUCCAAUUUGAUGUCAAAAUUUCGAUAUAUAUUUUAUUAAAAGCUUGAUAAAAUAUAUUGUAUUGUUAUUAUUAUUGUUAAAAAGAGAAUGCACUAUUCUCAAGUUUGCCUAUCUUUAUUUUCAAGACCUUCGAAUACAGCUUAUUACUGCCAUUAUGACCACUGUCAGGUUCAUAACGGAGCUAAAAUGUACUUGAAAUAUUUAUUUUUCGCAUAUUUUUGUAUUUUUCUUUGAAUCUCAGGGUUAUGUUUUGUAUGGAACCCUUAAUUAAAAUGCCAUCGCUCUGUCUGUGUUAAUCAUCAGUUAUAAAUUCAAGUAUGAAUUCAAUAGAAUAAAUAACGCUGUAAUCAUAAAUA